AUGGAUAAGUUCAGAUCCUAUUUGAUUGGUUCAAAGGUCAUUAUUUACACUGACCUUGCGGCUCUCAAGUACCUCUUAACCAAGCAAGACUCUAAACCAAGGUUCAGCGUCCCACGGACACUGAUUAGUGACAGAGGCACCCAUUUCUGUAACAGACAACUUGCCUCCAUCUUACAGAGAUACGGUGUUCAUCACAAAGUGGCCACCCCUUACCAUCCACAGACCAAUGGACAGGCUAAAGUCUCCAACAGGGAGCUCAAACAAAUUCUAGAGAGAAUACUCGACGUCUCUAGAAGAGAUUGGGCGAAGAAACUUGACGAUGCUCUCUGGGCAUACCAGACUGCAUUCAAAAACCCCAUCGGGAUGUCCCUCUACCAAUUAGUCUAUGGCAAGGCAUGCCACCUACCCGUGAAAUUGGAGCACAAAGCAUAUUGGGCAACAAGAUUCCUCAACUUUGAUCCCAAGGCUGCAGAAGAUAAGAGGUUGCUCUAA
Messenger RNA from Arachis duranensis, 492 nucleotides. RefSeq lists its product as uncharacterized. Gene Ontology annotation, biological process: DNA integration. The coding region runs from base 1 to 492 and encodes 163 amino acids. NCBI's taxonomy places the organism in Eukaryota, Viridiplantae, Streptophyta, Magnoliopsida, Fabales, Fabaceae. The record is from RefSeq and is a predicted model, not a curated record. Gene Ontology annotation, molecular function: nucleic acid binding. The transcript is spliced from 2 exons.